CGGUGGCGGGCGGGCGACCCGUCUUCCGCACGCCCCAGAAUAGGGGCCGCCAUCCCCAUGGCCGUGCCUGCGAGUGGGCCCUGCGCCGGCGGGUCGCGGGACAUUCUGUGGCGCGUUUUGGGCUGGAGGAUAGUAGCAAGUAUUGUUUGGUCAGUGUUGCUUCUGCCCAUCUGUACCACAGUCUUUAUAAUCUUCAACAGCCUUGAUCUAUUUCAUCCUAUACAGUGGCUAUCAGAUUCUGUUAAUGAUCUGUGUAGUUCGUAUGUGAUCUUUUAUCUCCUGCUGCUGUCGGUUGUAAUAGUAAUAAUAAGUAUUUUCAAUGUGGAGUUCUAUGCAGUUGUGCCUUCUGUUCCCUGCUCCAGACUGGCCCUGAUAGGAAGGAUCAUUCAUCCUCAACAACUCAUGCACUCAUUUGUGCAUGCUGCCUUGGGGAUGGUGACAGCUUGGUGUGCUGCUGUGAUCAACAAGGGCCAGUACAGUUUUCUCGUGGUUCCCUGCACUAAAACUGAAAGCUUAGACAGCCCUCCUGCGCAGACCUGCUUAAAUGAAUAUCAUCUGUUUUUUUUACUGGCUGGAGCAUUCAUGGGCUAUAGCUAUAGCCUCCUGUACUUUGUUAACAACAUGAACUACCUUCCGUUUCCCAUCAUUCAGCAAUACAAGUUCUUGCGGUUCAGGAGAUCUCUGCUCUUAUUAGUUAAGCAUAGUUGUGUGGAAUCACUGUUCCUGGUUAGAAAUUUUUGCAUUGUGUAUUAUUUUCUUGGCUAUAUACCCAAAGCUUGGAUUAGCACUGCUAUGAACCUUCACAUAGAUGAGCACUUUCACAGGCCUCUUGACACAGUGAGUGGCCUCUUGAACCUCUCAUUACUCUACCACAUCUGGCUUUGUGGUGUCUUCCUCCUGAUAACUUGGUACAUCUCAUGGAUACUCUUCAAAAUCUAUGCCACAGAGGCUCAUGUGUUUCCUGUUCAGCCACCAUUUGCAGGAGACUCAGAUGAAUGCCUCCCGAAAGUUUUAAGUAGCAAUCCUCCCCUCAUUAUAAAGUAUUUAGCCUUGCAGGACCUGAUGUUGCUUUCUCAAUAUUCUCCUUCUCGAAGACAAGAAGUUUUUAGCCUUAGCCAACCAGGUGGGCAUCCUCAUAAUUGGACUGCCAUUUCUAGAGAGUGUUUGAAUCUUUUAAAUGAUAUGACUCAGAAACUGAUUCUCUACCAAGAAGCUGCUGCUACAAAUGGGAGGUUUUCUUCAUCGUACCCAGUGGAAUCUAAGAAACUGAAUUCCUCAGAAGAAACUGCUCUUCAGACGCCAAAACCUAGCCAAACACCUCGAUCAUCAGCACCACCGUCAGCUAAAACUGCACUGUUUUCUUCAAAAUUACCUACACCUGAUACUUCAAGUACCUUUGGGUCUCCUUUGGGCUCUAAUGUGGUGAAUCGAAUGGCUGGGAUUUUUGAUGCAAAUAUUUGCUAUGCAUCACCACAAAGUCCUCUGCUAAUAAGAAGAGGACCAAGAUUAUGGACUUCUGCUUCUGAUCAGCAAAUGUCUGGAUUUUCAAAUCUACCUCCAUGCACCUCUGUUGGUACUGAUGGUAAAGCAGUGAGACAGCCCAAUGUGGUCUAUUCAUGGAUACAGAAUAAGCGUGAACAGAUUAAGAAUUUCUUGUCCAAACGGGUGCUGAUAAUGUAUUUUUUCAGUAAGCAUCCAGAGGCCUCCAUUCAAGCUGUUUUUUUAGAUGCCCAAAUGCAUAUUUGGGCAUUAGAAGGUCUGUCUCACUUAGUAGCAGCGUCAUUCACAGAAGAUAGAUUUGGAGUUGUUCAGACUACACUACCAGCUAUCCUUAAUGCCUUAUUGACACUGCAAGAGGCAGUUGACAAGUACUUCAAGCUUCCUCAUGCAUCUAGUAAACCACCCCGGAUUUCUGGAAGCCUUGUGGACAGGUCUUACAAAACAUUAAGAUUUGCAUUUAGAGCAUCACUAAAAACUGCUAUCUAUCGAAUAACUACUACAUUUGGUGACCAUCUCAAUGCUGUGCAAGCAUCUGCAGAACAUCAGAAAAGACUUCAACAGUUCUUGGAGUUCAAAGAAUAGUUAAGUAAUAUAAACUGUGUUCAUUACACUGCUGAUACAACUACAGAUGGGACAGUAAAUGUUCAGCAUUCUUGGAUCAGAAGAAAAUGGACUAAUUAGAUGCUUCCUUUGUCGUGGUGGUUGCUUUGAAAACUAUACUUUAAUGGGAGAAAUCAUGGAAAGAAAUUCUCAGCAGAAUAACUGAAAACUGCCUUUUCUGUACCAAAUGCUUUUUGUGUGUGUGGUAUAAUAAAAUCUUUAUUCAAUUUUACAGGAGCAUCUAUGGCAAUAGAAAUGGCUCUAGCUCAUAUAACUUAAUAAUAACUCAAAAAUUUUUAGAAUUUACUUUUGAAAGGAUUGGAGCCAGUUUUGAAGUUAAAAUAGGUUGCCUUGAUACGGUCUUUCCAAUCAUUCCAAGAGUUUAGCUUUCUGUCAACUUGAAAUACAUAAACUUUUUAAGAUUAGUUUCUGUUUACUGAGGGAUAAAAAUGGUAACAGUGGAGAAAAAUUUACAGUGAAAAUAUUGUCUAAAGGACAUAUUUUGUUAAUCUGUUAGGUUGUGUUUUUGUUUCCAGGAACAAAUUAAAUUUUCAUGAUUAUCCAAAAAAAGUCUCAAUUUACAGAUGCUAACUCUAUAUAAAGGAAUGUGGAAAAAAUCAGUUCUUAUUACAAGAUUAAACAUUCACAGUAGGUUUUUGAGAAACAAUUGACUGACAUCUCUGAAUUUAUUUUGUAUCAUGCUGGUAAACAAUAAAUGUCUGGGUAUUUUCCCAACUAGUUUUGCUUGCUUUUUUCUGGAACAAAACAUUAACUGAUAGUAGUUUCUCAAGGGAGAGGAAAAAUUUUUUCAAGAAAAACCAGGAAACUGUCUCUUUCUUCCUCUACAUUCAUCUUCAUUAGAUCAAAUUGGUUUAGAGAAGCUUGUCUGGCCUCACAGAGGGAGCAGCCUGUGCUGUGUUAACUGGCUAAUUAAAAUAUAAUAGGAAGAUCUUUAAAGCCAGAAACUACUUAGUCAUCAAGUAGCAAGUAAAACCAAAACAUCAGAGAGAUGAUAUGAGUAUGUUGUAUGUCCUCAAUGUGAGUGAGUUGAUUUUUAUACGUUAUUAGUAGAUCUACUACUUUGAAGAUGUAAGAUUGGAGUCCUGGUGCUAGAUACUCAUUGACUGGCUUUGGACUAAACUGUUAUUCAUAACUCUUAUUAUAUUUUCCCUAAAGGUCACAUAAUACUGUAUAUAAAGCUUUAAUGUGGUAUAUAUGUCUACCAUUUAUCUGCUUCAUUGAUAAUAUCUUUACAAAUAGUGUAUUUUAGCUUCAGGACCUAUUGCCCUUAAACCAUCACAUGUGAAAUUAUAACUGAAACCUGCUGAUCUUUAAAGUGUCUUUAAGGGACAGUUCCCCAAUUGUGAAGUGUUUGGGUAUUUAAGCUUCCCCCUCCACUCUUCAUGUCUGAGGUUGAGUUGAUCUCUUUUUGAAUGUGAAAGUUGAAUAUUAAAUGUGGUAGUUUCUUUUAGAUAACCAGAAAAUUGUGGCUAGCUUAACUGGAAACUGUUAUAUUCCAUCUAUUAAAGCCAUAAACUUUUAUUCCCUUCCUCCCUUCUUCCCUCCCUCCCUUCCUCCCUACCUCCCUCCUUCCCUUUGUUUUUCUCUUUCCACCCUCCCUUUGUGUGUGUGUGUGUGUAUAUGUAUGUGUGUGCAUGCAGUACUGCAGAUUGGACCCUGGCUGUUGCUUGUUAGACAAGCACUAUACACUUGAGCCACAUCCCAGUCUUUUUGUUUGUAUUUUCCUUUUGAGAUAGGGUCUUGCUGACUUUGCCCUAGUGGGCCUGGAACUAGAGAUUCUCCUGCCUCUGCCUCCCAAGUAGCUUCGAUUAUAAAUUUCACACCAUGCUCAGCUUUAAUUCAUAAGCUGUUUAUAUUCCUUGGCUGCCCCCGACUGAAGCAUUUUAGAAAACAAGUCUUCUUAAUCUUCUGGUUCCAUUAAAGAUUUGUAUAUUUAAUCCUCUGGAUUUCUGAUAUGGGAGAUGGAACAAUUUCUUUUAAACUUGGACUUAUAUAAAUUGUCUGGUUAGGUUUAGGGUCUUGUCAUUUCCCAUGCAUUUUGGGCAAAGAUAAGGGCAUUGUGAAUGUUUCUGAGAUGUUUGACCCUAUUUUAUCUCAAGAGAUCAUACUUUGUAUGAAAUAUAAACCACAUAAUGUUCCCUGUUGGAAAUUGGGACAUUGCUUCUCUGAUCUGUAUUGUAUUUAGUAGGUAAAGGGAUCGGUUCUUUUUUCCUGUUCUGUGCUGGUCAUCUACAUGCCAGCUAUUGGGGCAAGACUGUAUUAUUAAAGAGAGCGUCUUUUCCUACCUACAAGGAGGACCUGAAGAAGACCAAGAGGAGAGAAGCAGUCCUUUGACCAAGUCACAUCCUGCCUAUCAGCCAGCCUCUGGUGCUCUGACAUGGGUAUGGGAAAUCAGAGAGCAUCUUUAAAAGUCUCUGUCAGGCAAUACAAUAUUUUAUCAGUUCCUAUAAUACUUUGAUUGUUUUGUGUGUCUUUCUAUAAAUACUUAGUUUAUAUCCUUUUGUAUAUUAUUGAUACUAAUUUGAGUAGAAAAAUAAAUUCAUUAUUCUUAAAAAGUA
Messenger RNA from Perognathus longimembris pacificus (Pacific pocket mouse), 4679 nucleotides. RefSeq names its product NDC1 transmembrane nucleoporin (gene Ndc1). Gene Ontology annotation, molecular function: protein-macromolecule adaptor activity. The transcript is spliced from 18 exons. Gene Ontology annotation, cellular component: nuclear pore transmembrane ring. Bases 58 to 2082 code for a protein of 674 amino acids. The record is from RefSeq and is a predicted model, not a curated record. NCBI's taxonomy places the organism in Eukaryota, Metazoa, Chordata, Mammalia, Rodentia, Heteromyidae. Gene Ontology annotation, biological process: nuclear pore organization.